Molecule: messenger RNA, 2777 nt
Organism: Arvicola amphibius (Eurasian water vole)
Lineage: Eukaryota; Metazoa; Chordata; Mammalia; Rodentia; Cricetidae
Gene: Hic1
Product: HIC ZBTB transcriptional repressor 1
Exons: 2
Coding region: 198-2366 (722 amino acids)
Biological process (GO): regulation of transcription by RNA polymerase II
Cellular component (GO): nucleus
Molecular function (GO): DNA-binding transcription factor activity, RNA polymerase II-specific; protein binding; RNA polymerase II cis-regulatory region sequence-specific DNA binding
Source: RefSeq, a predicted model, not a curated record
UCUCCGCUCCCCGCGCCGCGCCGGGGCGGCCGGCCCAAACCAAGGCCUGACAGCCCCCGGCCAGGGCGGCGCCUAGAUGGGCAUCGUGCUCCCGUCCUCCUUAUCACUUCCCCUAACUGGGGCAACUUCUCUCGAGGCGGGAGGCGCUUUUUGCUCGGCUCCUUUUCUCCCCACUUGGGCAAACUUUUCGGCCCUGAAUGACUUUUCCUGAAGCGGACAUUUUACUUAAAUCGGGAGAGUGUGCUGGGCAGACGAUGCUGGACACGAUGGAGGCGCCUGGCCACUCGAGGCAGCUACUGCUGCAGCUCAACAACCAGCGCACCAAGGGCUUCUUGUGCGACGUGAUCAUCGUGGUGCAGAACGCCCUCUUCCGCGCGCACAAGAACGUGCUGGCAGCCAGCAGCGCCUACCUCAAGUCCCUGGUGGUGCACGACAACCUGCUAAACCUGGACCAUGACAUGGUGAGCCCGGCCGUGUUCCGCCUGGUGCUGGACUUCAUCUACACCGGCCGCCUGACCGACAGUGUUGAGGCCGCAGCUGCAGCAGCAGUGGCCCCGGGGGCCGAGCCGAGCCUGGGCGCCGUGCUGGCCGCCGCCAGCUACCUGCAGAUCCCUGACCUCGUGGCUCUGUGCAAGAAGCGCCUCAAACGCCACGGCAAGUACUGCCACCUGCGGGGAGGAGGCAGCGGCGGCGGCGGCUAUGCGCCCUAUGGGCGGCCCGGCCGGGGCUUGAGGGCCGCCACGCCCGUCAUCCAGGCCUGCUACUCGUCCCCGGCCGGGCCGCCGCCACCGCCUGCCGCCGAGCCGCCGUCGGGGCCCGAGGCCGCAGUCAACACCCAUUGCGCCGAGCUGUAUGCCUCAGCCCCGGGCCCAGCAGCCUCACUCUGCGCCCCGGAGCUUUGUGGCCUGGAUCUGUCCAAGAAGAGCCCGCCAGACUCAUCAGUCCCCGAGCGACCGCUGAGUGAGCGAGAACUGCCUCAGCGCCCGGACAGCGCUUCGGGUGCGGCGUCCGCAGUCUACAAGGAGCCACCGCUCGCCUUGCCGCUGCUGCCGCCUUUGCCCUUCCAGAAGCUGGAAGAGGCCGUACCGACUCCAGACCCGUUUCGAGGAAGCGGCGGCAGUCCAGGACCCGAGCCCCCCGUCCGCCCCGACGGCCCCAGCCUCCUCUACCGCUGGAUGAAGCACGAGCCAGUCCUGGGUAACUAUGGCGAUGAUCUGGUCCGAGAUCGCCGCUCUCCAGACGAGCGCCUCGAGGAACGCGGUGGGGACCCGGCAGCCUCACCCGGGGGUCCCCCGCUCGGCCUGGUGGCCCCACCACGCUACCCAGGCACAGGCGCUGACGGAGACGACUACAAGAGCAGCAGUGAAGAGACUGGUAGCAGCGAGGACCCCAGCCCACCCAGUGGCCACCUGGAUGGCUACCCGUGCCCGCACUUGGCCUAUGGCGAGCCUGAGAGCUUUGGUGACAACCUGUACGUGUGCAUCCCCUGUGGCAAAGGCUUCCCCAGCUCCGAGCAGCUGAAUGCACACGUGGAGGCUCACGUGGAGGAAGAGGAGGCGCUGUAUAGCAGGGCCGAGGCUGCUGAGGUGGCUCCUGGGCCCGCCGGCCUCGGGCCCCCUUUUGGUGGUGGUGGGGACAAGAUCUCUGGGGGCUCGGGCGGCCUGGGAGAGCUGCUGCGGCCGUACCGCUGCGCGUCCUGCGACAAGAGCUACAAGGACCCGGCCACGCUGAGACAGCACGAGAAGACGCACUGGCUGACACGGCCCUAUCCGUGUACCAUCUGCGGGAAGAAGUUCACGCAGCGCGGAACCAUGACACGCCAUAUGCGUAGUCACUUAGGCCUGAAGCCCUUUGCGUGCGACGCCUGCGGCAUGCGCUUCACCCGUCAGUACCGCCUCACGGAGCACAUGCGCAUCCACUCGGGAGAGAAGCCCUACGAGUGUCAGGUGUGUGGUGGCAAGUUUGCUCAACAGCGCAACCUCAUCAGCCACAUGAAGAUGCACGCUGUAGGUGGCGCGGCCGGCGCAGCCGGGGCGCUGGCUGGCCUCGGGGGACUACCUGGCGUUCCCGGCCCCGACGGCAAGGGCAAGCUCGAUUUCCCAGAGGGUGUCUUUGCUGUGGCCCGCCUCACAGCUGAACAGCUGAGCCUGAAGCAACAGGACAAGGCAGCUGCGGCGGAGCUACUGGCUCAGACCACGCACUUCCUGCACGACCCCAAGGUGGCGCUCGAGAGCCUCUACCCGCUGGCCAAAUUCACUGCCGAGCUGGGACUCAGCCCGGACAAGGCGGCAGAGGUGCUGAGCCAGGGCGCGCACCUGGCCGCGGGACCGGACGGCCGGACCAUCGACCGUUUCUCUCCCACUUAACGCGCCCCUCGCAGGUGCGCCUGGCGCUACCCGGCGGUCUGGGGAUAACUGGUAGCAGCGGCAGCGCCGCAGUGGUGGCCCCACCUUUCUACGCCUCACCUGGCCUCACUGCAUUGUGCCUUAACCCGGGGAAGCCGGUGGGGGGGAAACCCCGGGACGGGGGUGGGAUAGGGGAAGGGAGAUUUAUAUUUUUGAUAUCAGCUUUGACCAAAGGAGAACCCCGCCUCUCCCUGUGGUUUGUUGGCCCCCUCCCCCCGGCUCCGUGCUGCUCUUGGGGUAAGGGGGGCCACUAUUCGGACGCUCCCAGCCCUACCUCCGGCCCUUGCGACCACACCCAUUCUCACUGUGAAUCUCCCCGCUGGGGUAGGAGCAUUGGGCACAGUUGGGGAAAGGGGAGGGGACUGAGCCGCG